Suillus fuscotomentosus is the source of this 642-nucleotide messenger RNA. RefSeq lists its product as uncharacterized. The coding region runs from base 47 to 451 and encodes 134 amino acids. The transcript has 3 exons. Lineage: Eukaryota; Fungi; Basidiomycota; Agaricomycetes; Boletales; Suillaceae. The record is from RefSeq and is a predicted model, not a curated record.
CUUUGUUCCCUCUCUCUGUCCCCAGCUUUACUGACGCUUCUGCAGGAUGAAGAAGUCAGUAUAUAUAAUGCGGACUUUGGCCAUCGUUGUAACAAUGCCUUUGGCACCGACUUCAACUACUCUUACAUGUCAAACUAUAUGUAGCUUCUCGAUGUGGCCCGAAUUCUGGAGGGUCAACGUACAUCGACUCCACGAAAUUGCGUGUCUGACAAUCGUCAUGCAGACAGCCGGCCACAGGGCCCCGUUGUCGCUACGCUACGACAAAGCCCGAAGGACACUCCUUGGAUUACUACUCGAAGCUACGGCGACCCUCCUGCAAAUCAUUGCACACUGCGAGUUUGCCCAUGAUGAUUAUGAAUGGCAAAGGCAACGUCAAAUGCCCCAUACAGCAAGCAAUUUUUUCCUUCGGAGCGGCCAUAUACUGCACGCACGUCGCACCUGGCCCUCAUAGCCUCUUCUGUCGUCCCAACAGCCAGCUUCGCGACCAUAAAAAAUAUCAUCUAUCAUGGUUCUUCAUAUCACACAUUCUCUCCAUGAGGGAUCUUCAUUUCGCUGGGAUUCAAUAUGCAACACAACUCAUUUUGUUAUCUAUGACAGCAAUAUUGGACCUGGUGUCCAUCUCACACUUGGAAUUCUAUCGAG